AUGGCUGAGCGGCAGGACUACCUGGAGGAUGGAAGCCCUCUUAUUAAGGCAGCCGAGUUGGGCAAAAUGCGUCUGGUUCGACUUCUGGUUGAAGGAGGCGCCCAAGUCAACGAGCGCAACCAACGAGGUGAGACGCCUCUUUUAGCCGUUUGCCGAGCACUGAGAGCCGACCAGUCUGGAAACACUACCUACCUCAGGCUUAUCCGUUUCCUUCUCCAGCAUCAUGCCGAUCCCAAUGCGCAGGACAAGUCUGGAUGCACACCCCUUAUGUAUGCAUGUAUGGAGCGUGCCGGAGCUGAAGUGGUUACAGCCCUGAUUUCUGCUGGUGCUGACCCUAGCAUCGAGGACUACGCUGGAGGUUCUGCGUUGGUCUACGGCAUCAACGCCCGUGACCAGGAAACAAUCCGUGUGUUGCUUGAUGCUUGCAGGGCUAAGGGGCGUGAUAUCAUUAUCAUCUCCACAGAUCUAAGUACAGGAGAUGCCACUGUAAGCGGGCACUAUCUGGACGUGCCUCCAUCGCCUGACACCUCGCCUGUCGCCUGCAUGUCACCCUCUGACAUCGAGCUCAAGACAGGCUCACCAAACUCAGAGGCUGAAGGCGAGGGUAUCUUUAAUUUCAGAGCUUCAGGAAAGAGGGGGAGCCGAGCAGCCUCACCUCUGCUUCUAGACCCGGAGGCAUCAGAGCGCCAGAGGCUAAGUUCUGAACCCUGGCUAGCCAUCCACAACUUGGCACACCUCACUCGCACCUAUGAAGAAAAGAUAACGAAGGGAAAUUUGCAGGAAGAAGAGGAUAAAGAGGUGAAGUAUAGCAGCUGCGACUCGCUAGCUCGGCAAGAUCUAAGAAGUUCUGCCAACCUCAAACCUGGUCGAAGGUUUUGCAGGAACCAUGUGGAGAACUUUGCUCCACUGAUGCAAGCACAUCUACAAAAUCGGCGUAACACUUUACCUGCUCUCCCUGGACAGAAUUUACUUCACCUUCCCACCUUGUCACUUAAUCUCUCUUGCUCAGACACACACCUACAUAACAAGUCCAGCACUGUAACACUACCACCGGUUGCUACCAGUCGAAACCUUCAUCAUUCCCCUAGCAACACUAGCUCCUGCUCUCUGGCACCUCCAGCUUCUCAGUGCAGAUUUAAUACCAUGAGAAAAUGGAAACCACAGGAGCAGUUAAGUUUCAAGCCCCAGCCACGUAACACUACCUUCCUGCCUCCUCUCUUGGUCAGUUCGACUGCAGAGGCAAGCGCUGCUCCGAAAGCUGAAGAGACUCAUGUUUUAUAUAUAACAAGUGGACAAGAAACAGUGGCAGUAAAAUUGGAGAGAGAGAGAGAGGGAGAUGAUGGCAGGAUUAUUUAUGUUGUUUGCAAUUAUAUAAAUUGA
Molecule: messenger RNA, 1380 nt
Organism: Clarias gariepinus (North African catfish)
Lineage: Eukaryota; Metazoa; Chordata; Actinopteri; Siluriformes; Clariidae
Product: ankyrin repeat domain-containing protein 34B
Exons: 2
Coding region: 1-1380 (459 amino acids)
Molecular function (GO): protein binding
Source: RefSeq, a predicted model, not a curated record